This is a messenger RNA of Tachysurus fulvidraco (yellow catfish), 1145 nucleotides long. RefSeq lists its product as uncharacterized. The transcript is spliced from 2 exons. Lineage: Eukaryota; Metazoa; Chordata; Actinopteri; Siluriformes; Bagridae. The coding region runs from base 268 to 894 and encodes 208 amino acids. The record is from RefSeq and is a predicted model, not a curated record.
GGAUUCAAGUAUUUGUGUUAAGUGAAACAGAUCAUGUUAUCCCUACAAAUCUCAAAGUCUAAUACUAAUCUAAUUCCAAUGAAGCAAAAUAUUUAUUUUAUUGUUGCAUGAUUUUAUUGCUGUAUUAUUACCUAGACUAAAAAUGCAAUUGCAUAAAUCUUAAUGAAAAACACUGCACUCUGGUAAGAGGAAGUAACUAUUUAAAUAACACCAGAAGUCAUCCGAAAUAGAAAGUAAAAAAAAACAAGUGGUCAAGAGAACUCAAAGAUGUUACUGGUCAGUCAGCACAGAGAGCAAGACAGAGCUGCUUCGCCUACAUAUCGCUUUACACUGACAACCACAAUGUUCUUCUACAUCGGGUCUGUCCUUUUCUUUUGGGAAUAUCUUGUUAACAAUUUCGCAACUGGUUUUUCGGAGACAAACUUUUCCCCCUGCUUGUAUUCUUCCAAGACUGGAGCUUACGAGGCAUUCUUAAAUAAGCAUGUACGUUCUGAUGCCCCAGAAACCCUUGACCAAAAUCAGUGGCAAGCUUUUAUUAGGCAAGUAGGGAUGUGCAAUCGACCAGUUCAGUCCUUUAUCCCGUACGCCCUGAAACAACAAGUGGACAACGUCUGCUCUCCUUCAGGAGGUAAAACAUACAUGUAUAACUUGUGUGUCAGCAAACAGGAGUUCAACUUUAUUACCGUGUUCGUGGACAACAACUGUGUCGUAACGAGGGUCAUGCCGGAGAAGAAGUAUCUUUUAUUGGCUUGUGAUGAGAUCGAGCAUUACUGCCGUCCAGUGCAUUUUCAAAUAAAUCCAAAUAAUGAUGGACCAGACGACCAAAAUCCAGACUGCAAAAAUCUGAAUAUCAAAAAAAGGCUCAGUUUAAAACGUUUUAUCUCAGCCUUAUGAUACUCACACUGCUGUCAGACUUAACCUGCUUUAUGUGAUUAACUUGACCUAGUCUGAAAGAUAUAUACAAAAACACAUAAUAGAUUUGUGCCAGUGCAACAGUUCUUCUUGCUUUGACACCCUUGAAUGUAAUCACAUGAGUCUGUGUAUGUUUAUCUGAAAUUAAUGCACAUUUGUAUUAACAGCAACAUAAUUAUGUAUUAACUUUUUCAGGAUAACCACAGCUGUAUUAUAAUAAAUAAGUUACUGUG